AUGUUCGAGUCCACGGUCGUGUCGCUAAUAAGGCGGAACGAGCCCACAGAUGAAUUGUUAUUGCUGCUGGAGGAUCCCUUUCAAGCUUCGCUACAACAAGGUUCUAUUAUUGCAGGUUUAGGUACAUCCGUUGGCUUCACUCUCCUCCUAGCCGUCGGCUUCUCCCUCCUUCGACCAUACAACUCCCUCGUAUACGCUCCAAAACUCAAGAUUGCAGACGAGAGACAUGCUCCACCUCCAAUGGGAAAGGGUGUGUUGGCGUGGGUGGGACCGGUAUUGAAAACGAAGGAAGCGGAGCUGGUGGGGUUGAUAGGGCUUGAUGCAACGGUCUUUCUGCGAGUCUUGAGGAUGUGUCGGAACAUGUUUUUAGUACUGAUGGUUUUGGGUUGUGGCAUAUUAAUACCGAUCAAUUUGGCGAAAGGGAACAAGUUUAAAGAUGCGACACCCAUUCAGAAGAUGACGCCGGUCAAUACAUUUGGUAGCGCAAACUGGGGGAUGGUCAUUUGCGCUUAUUUGUUCAAUUUGGUCAUUGGUGGAUUUCUGUGGUGGAAUUACAGAGCAAUUCUACGAUUACGAAGGCAGUACUACGACUCUCCGGAAUACAAAUCGAGCUUGCACGCCCGGACUCUGAUGAUCAAUUACAUUCCCAAAACUCACCGUUCCGACGAAGGGAUUGGUCGCCUGAUCGACGAAGUUGCCCCUACUUCAUCCUUUUCCCGUACAGCCAUUGCGCGAAACGUAAAAGAGUUACCCGAGCUCAUUGAGCAACAUAACAAGACGGUUCGAGAAUUGGAGCGGCAUUUGGCAAAAUAUCUCAAAAAUCCCGAGAGUCUUCCUCCGAAACGACCUCUCUGCAAACCAUCGAAGAAGGACCCCUCCUGGGGCACAUAUCCGAAAGGGCAGAAAGUGGAUGCUAUCGAAUACCUCACAGGACGUAUAAAGGAAUUAGAAACCGAGAUCAAGGAGGUUCGGGCGACGAUCGAUAGCAGAAACCCUCUACCAUAUGGGUUCGCAAGUUAUGAGGAAAUCGAAGAGGCACACAGUAUUGCAUUUGCUGCGAAGAAGAAGCAACCACAAGGAACGAGAAUACUCCUUGCACCUAGACCGAGUGACAUUAUUUGGAAAAACAUGCCUCUGAGCAAAAGCCAAAAGAGACGUAGACGGAUGAUCAACAACCUUUGGAUUACUCUUCUCACACUUGUUUGGGCCGCCCCUAACGCUAUGAUAUCUAUUUUUCUGGUCAAUCUGACCAACCUUGGUCGUGUUUGGAAAGCCUUUAACAACUCUCUGCAAGCCAACAAGACUUGGUGGGCUAUCGUUCAGGGUGUGGCAUCACCAGCCAUUACAUCUUUGGUCUAUCUUGUCCUUCCUAUCAUCUUUCGCCGUUUGGCCGUCAAAGCUGGAGACACCUCCAAAACAGCCCGGGAACGUCAUGUUACUGCCAAACUGUACACUUUCUUCGUGUUCAACUUUUUAAUCGUGUUUUCCCUUUUUAGUUCGGUUUGGAGUUUUGUCACGACCGUCAUCGAGAAGACCAAUGACAAGACCGACGCUUGGGACGCAAUUGUGGAUGCAAAUUUCGGUGCUGGACUGUUUAGAUCACUCUGCGGCAUUUCGCCCUUCUGGAUUACUUGGCUACUUCAGCGUAAUCUGGGUGCUGCUGUGGAUCUUGCGCAAUUGUGGACUUUGGUCUGGAGUUUCUGUAUCCGCAAAUUCUCCAGCCCAACUCCACGGGAAAUGAUAGAGUUGACUGCUCCUCCGCCAUUCGAUUAUGCUUCAUACUACAACUAUUUCCUUUUCUACACAACCGUCGCAUUAUGCUAUGGAACGAUUCAGCCUUUGGUUCUUCCUGCAUGUGCCGUCUAUUUUGUGUUGGAUGUUUACCUGAAGAAGUACCUCUUGCUCUACAUCUUCAUCACCAAAACCGAGUCAGGAGGUAUGUUCUGGCGAAUGUUCUUCAACAGAAUGGUCUUUGCGGCGAUUCUGUCAAAUCUUGUAGUCUUCCUCUGCGUCUGGUCUCAAGGCCUUGGUGAACAUACCCAGGCAUACGCUGUUAUUCCCGCACCUUUCCUCAUGAUUGCGUUCAAGAUAUGGUGUAAGAAGACGUUCGAUGACAAGAUGCACUUUGUUACCACACGCCAAGUCAGUACUGAUCUAGAAGCCGUUCAAGACAAAGGCUUCAACCCAAAGAAGGACAAACUUGCCUCACGAUUCGGUCACCCCGUCUUAUACCGGCCUCUCAUCACCCCCAUGGUACACGCCCGCGCCCAAAACAAACUCGCAGCAGUCUACGGCGGUCGACUAACAGACAGCAACAACGCGGGAUCAGGCGACUCCGCAACCGUCUCCGGAUACUCAGACAUGUACGCCAUGGACAACAUGCUCGGCGGUCAACCAGGCCGCAAAGAACGCGCCGUCCCCGGCUUCGAAAUGGUCCCCGAAAACCGUCUCGACUUUGCAUAUUUCAAAGGUCGUGCCGAAUUCGCCGAGGAACACGGCGGCGGCGGUGUUAUCUACGGGAAAGCUGAGGAUAUCAUUCGUAGCGACACGCCUAGUAGCAUUAGUGCGUAUGGCAGCGAUUCCAGACCUGGCACGCCUGUAGGCGGAAUGACAGGUCGUCAACGUCCACAGCAACGCUUCGAGGGUUUUGCGUUGCAACCUGUUAGUUACGACGCCCCUGGCGAUGUACAUCUUGCGUCUAGUAACAGAGGAAUGUAUCAUCAACCCAACGACUCGCAAAACGCGCUUAUCAACAGCGCGGCGGAAAUGCCCGUCGGCACGCCCAUGGGCGGUAUCGGGUCGAGGGAAACAAGUCCGGAUCGCCGACCACCUGGGUUCCUUGGGGGUGGACCGCAAGGGUACGGGGGAUUGCCGCAAAUUCCACUGGAUGAACCGGAGCAGGAUCCGUUGAGUUAUGAUUAUUUCCGGGCGCAGAGGAGAACUAAUACGGGCGGGCCGGGGAUGGGGUAUAGAGGUUAG
Glarea lozoyensis ATCC 20868 is the source of this 2979-nucleotide messenger RNA. RefSeq lists its product as uncharacterized. Gene Ontology annotation, cellular component: plasma membrane. NCBI's taxonomy places the organism in Eukaryota, Fungi, Ascomycota, Leotiomycetes, Helotiales, Helotiaceae. The record is from RefSeq and is a predicted model, not a curated record. Gene Ontology annotation, molecular function: calcium-activated cation channel activity. The transcript is spliced from 3 exons. Bases 1 to 2979 code for a protein of 992 amino acids.